AUGGCCAGGGGGAAGUCUCAGCGGGAAAAUGAACAUCUGCACAGAUGCUCUCAGUGCAAGGUUGCUAAAUACUGUGGUAAAUCUUGUCAGCUUAGACAAUCAGUGUGCCUUUCUGAGAGACUCUACUCUUUUUCCGAUCUUCAGUCAAAUCUUGAACAGUUAAGUGAAGAAAUGAAAGAUGGCCUCAGGCACCUUGCACAGACGUUGCAACUGUAUUUGAAAACAGAGAUCCAGGAUGCAUCUCACUUGCCACCUGCAAUCGACUUUUUUCAGAUCUUCACAAAAGUGACCUGUAACUGUUUCACCAUCAGUAACGGCGAGAUGCAGGAUGUUGGCGUUGGCCUGUAUCCCAGCAUGUCUUUACUGAACCACAGCUGUGACCCAAACUGUGUGAUCGUUUUUGAAGGAUACCAGCUUUUACUUCGCUCCGUCCGAGAGAUCCAGAUUGGUGAAGAGCUCACCAUCAGCUAUAUUGAAUCACUGAUGCCCACCAGCGAACGCCAAAAGCAGCUGAUGCGCCAGUAUUGCUUUGAAUGUGACUGUCUUCUCUGCCAGAAUCAAGAAAAGGAUGCUGAGAAAUUGGCCGGUGAAGAGCAUUUCUGGAAAGAAGUCAAAGAUGCUGUAAAUGAAGUGAGAUAUCCAAAAUCGAAAGAAGAGUGGGAGCAGGUUCUGGCAAGAUGCCAGAGUCUCUUGAACAGCAAUACCGGUCGUCUUCCAGAUACAAAUAUCUAUCAGCUGAAAAUGCUUGACUGUGCCAUGGAUGCCUGUAUUAACCUUGAAUCCUGGGAAGAAGCUUUGUACUAUGGCAGCAGGACUCUGGGACCAUACAGACUGUAUUAUCCUGGUUUCCAUCCACUGAGGGCUGUCCAGCUGAUGCGAGUGGGCAAGCUGCAGUACAGUCAAGACAUGUUUCCUCAAGCGCUGGAGACCUUGAAACAGGCCUAUAAUAUUAUGAAGGUGACCCACGGGACAGAUCACAGCCUGAUGCAAGCCUUGAUGGAGAUGAAGGAACAGUGUGAGGCCAUCAUGAGAACACAGUGA
Messenger RNA from Opisthocomus hoazin, 1041 nucleotides. Lineage: Eukaryota; Metazoa; Chordata; Aves; Opisthocomiformes; Opisthocomidae. The record is from RefSeq and is a predicted model, not a curated record.